AUGUCACGAAGUCCUUAUAUCGUCCCCGCGCUGAAAAAGCACACCGCCACGGUGAUCAUGGCCCACGGAUUGGGCGACAGCGGUGCGGGAUGGGUGUCGAUUGCUCACAACUGGCGCCGUCGCGGCAUGUUCGAUGAAGUGACUUUUAUAUUCCCCAAUGCGCCCGCGAUUCCGGUCACAGUGAACAGGGGAAUGACAAUGCCUGCAUGGUUUGAUAUUGCCACAUUUGGUCGCGAGUUCGAUUUCGAAGAAGCCCCCAAGCACCAGGACGAACCUGGCAUGCUCCGAUCCCGCGAAUACUUCGACUCCCUGGUUAAGGAACAGAUCGAGAAAGGCAUCAAGGCGUCGCGAAUCGUCCUCGGUGGCUUUUCGCAGGGCGGAGCAAUGUCCCUAUUCUCGGGAAUUACAAGCAAGGAGAAGCUCGGAGGUGUCUUCGGUCUCUCGUGCUUCAUGCCUCUCACUGACCGCAUCCAAAAUUAUAUGCCCGAGGCAUUCCCAAAUAAGCAAACUCCGAUCUUCAUUGCCCACGGUGAAGAGGACCCGGUCAUCCCCCAUGAAUUUGGCAAGCUGUCGGCUGAGUUUGUGAAGAAGUUGGGAAUCGAGGACGUUUCAUUCAAAUCUUAUCCUUAUCUUGGCCACUCGGCUGAUGCGACUGAAAUGGAGGACCUCGAGAACUUCCUGCACAAGGCUUUACCUUCAGUGGGAGACAGCGAGGCUACACCAGACUUAUGA
Messenger RNA from Aspergillus ochraceoroseus IBT 24754, 732 nucleotides. RefSeq names its product palmitoyl-(protein) hydrolase. The record is from RefSeq and is a predicted model, not a curated record. Gene Ontology annotation, biological process: protein depalmitoylation. Gene Ontology annotation, cellular component: cytoplasm. Lineage: Eukaryota; Fungi; Ascomycota; Eurotiomycetes; Eurotiales; Aspergillaceae. Gene Ontology annotation, molecular function: palmitoyl-(protein) hydrolase activity; carboxylic ester hydrolase activity. Bases 1 to 732 code for a protein of 243 amino acids. The transcript is spliced from 6 exons.